Messenger RNA from Parasteatoda tepidariorum (common house spider), 2340 nucleotides. Its product is annotated as nose resistant to fluoxetine protein 6. The record is from RefSeq and is a predicted model, not a curated record. NCBI's taxonomy places the organism in Eukaryota, Metazoa, Arthropoda, Arachnida, Araneae, Theridiidae.
UGCAUUUAAAUUCCUCUUCUUCCUCCUUUACAGCAUUCGUCUCACUUUUGAAUAUGCUCAGCGCACAGCACUAAACUUAAAAUCAUCGUUAAAUUAACCGUUUUCUUUUUUUGUUGUUGAAAAAAAACUUUUUUUUAAAUUCUUGAUAAUGAAUAAAAACAUCUACAGCUGCUUUGUUUUUCUCUUCGUUGCAUUAACAUGCACGGAGGCAAAAGAGCCACGAAUGUACGCGUUCCCACGCAGUAAACACUUCGAUAGAGUUAAUUGGAAAGAUUUUAUGGUUAAAGCAAACUGGGCAUCAAGUGAGUUGAUUAAAAUAUCCACACCUUAUGUAGUUGAAAAUUACCCCACUGGAAAUGUGAGUGAAGUGUGCACAAAAAGUCUCCUCACUUAUGUUGAUGGAAUAAAAAAUUGGAGAAGAUGGGCAAUACGCAUGUUCGACGUGACGGGUAAGAUCCCCAACAGUUUUAAAAGAGGAGCAGGCAUUGAAUUUGGAUCAUACGAUGAUUGUCUUAGAAUUGCGGGUCCAUCCAACGAGGUACCACCAUUCAGUGGACAGUUCUGCAUGGUACAUCUUCAGACUUCAAGACCAUUUUUAUUAGAAGAAGACACUCCAUUUAAAAGAUACGCAACAAAUUUGGUUCCAAGUUUAGAUAAUACAAAAAGGAUAUUAAAUUGGCAUUUAGGUAUAUGCAUACCAUCGUCUUGCUCCGAACAAGACAUUUACAACAUCAUAACUGCACUUACUAAAGCCAAAUUUGAAAAUGUAACUGCUUCCGUUUCAAACUGCGAAUCAAAAAUAACCAAACAAUGGACGGAGUCAACCGAAUUUGCAGUAUUGGUGCUAAAAUGUUUAUUGGGUCUGUGCAUAAUAGGCACCCUGUUAGACGUAAUGGACCAAGAACCAGCCGAAGCUGAAAGAUUAAACACUGGUAUUAUCCGUCAAUCUUUGAAAGCUUUCUCCAUUCGUUCAAACACCAUAAAACUAUUUGACAGGGCGAGAGUCGAUGUCGAAAUUCGGCGAAUUUGUGGUGUUUUGUCCGUCGUGUCUAUCUGGAUCAUCGUAUGUAAUACAAUUGUGUAUCGGACACCCUGGAAGGAAAUGCGCUACACAAGUUUCCGAGAUAUUUCCAUGGCCGUAGGGUUUGCAGAUAGCUUUGUCGUAGCAAUGGAUGCGAUCUUUUUCAUAUGUGGAUUUCUGUCAAUCUUUUUAUUUUGGAAUAUCUGCGAGAAAACAGGAGGAAUCACGGGUGUUUUCAAAGGACUUCUAAAGAUUUAUUUCAAAUUGACAGCCAUUAACGCAUUCACUAUACUAGCGUCAUUUGCUCUAGCUCUAAUCUAUUAUGGCCCUCUCUGGAAUCAAACCUGGAAUGAUGAGUUAAUGAGAUGCCGAAAUAAUGGUUGGCUUAAUUUAUUCAAUGCGCAGACGCUUUUGCCUAUUGACGAAACGUGCUGGAUGCACACAUGGUACCCAGCAUUAUUAGUGCAGUGUUCGAUAGCAUCUAUUCCUCUAAUGUUUCUCCUUUACAGGUACCCGAAGAUAGGUUUUACUGUUGGAGUACUGGUAUUAGCUGUUAUUUUAGGUACGGAGAACGCAAUUUCGUCUAGAAUGUUAGAUUCGCUUCACUACUUUGAACUGAUCCGAGUUACAAUUGCAAAAUAUUACUCAAAACCUUUGUUUUACUUUCUGCCUUAUUUGCUGGGUAUUCUAGCUGGAAGGAUAACAAUACGCUUUAAAGAUCAGCAGCUUUCAAAAGUGCUUCAUGUGGUUGGAUGGAUUCUAAGCAUAGUUAUAUGUGUGAAUGUCUUGAGUGAUGGAAAUUUCUCCAAGCUAAGUAUAGAGCAAUCACCAUUCGAUCUUGCAAAAAGAACAUUUUUAUUGUGCAUCGCUUUCUUUUGGAUAAUGUACGCAAGCGUUGCAGAGGGUGUUGUAGGACGAAUCUUGUCAUCAGGUGCACUAUCUCCCUUCACCAAAGUAUGCUACAAUGCUUACAUGAUACACAUUCUCCUCAUAAUAAUCAGGGAAGCUGCUUUGAAAGAAAGAAUUUACAUAGGAAAACUCGUUUUGACUAUUGAAUCGACUUCUCACACUUUUAUCUCAUUUAUUCUGGGAAUGUUCAUACACGUGAUCGUUGAACUACCAAUUGCAAGAUUGUGUGAAAUAUACAUGGAUCGCAAUGAAAAGGAGAAACUAAAAGCUGGAACAGAACAUUCAGAAGCGAACAUCGAAAAUUCUAAAAUGGAUGAAAAGAAAGAUUCAUAAGAAGUGAAUGAAAUGAAUGAAAUAUCGAAAGGAAUAGGAAUUGUUGAUAUUUUCAUAUAAAACUAAAAAUCUCUUGA